CUACCAGGUAUCGAGUUUUGAGAGAUUUUUUAUCACAUUGUGUAUUAAGUGCUAUACCACAAGCGAAGUUAUUUAGAAAAUAGUACGUGCGGUGGUGUCAAUAUCGUUGAAGUGGUUUUUAAAUACAUACUAUGAAAUUCGAGAAAAUACCAUGUCGCUAUAUAAUAGCAUUGAUGAUAUUCACCAGUUCAUGCGCAAGUUUUAUGAUGCGCACGAAUUUGAAUGUGAAUCUAGUCGCCAUGGUUCCGGUUUCGAACAGUACUUAUUCAGAAACCCAAACGACUUUAGAUUGGACGCCAUAUCAGCGUGCAAAUGUUCUAUCAAGUCAUUUAUGGGGUGAUAUCUUGGCUUGUCUAAUCGGUGGACCCAUAGCGGAACGAUGGGGUGCUCGCUAUGUUGUUUUCUUUGGGAUCCUGGUCAGCGCUGUAUUGACAAUGGCUACUCCUGCCGCUGCCAAGCACAGUUAUAUAUCCAUGUUGGUCGUUAGAUUUAUACUUGGAUUUUUUACUGGAUUUAUUAAUCCAGGGUGCCACGUUUUACUAUCCAGAUGGGCAGUAGCAACUGAUAAAGGCAAAUUCUCUGGAGCACUGAUGGGUGGUAGCAUAGGCAUAUUUAUAGCUUGGAGUAUAUGCGGACAGCUCAUCGAACCUUUUGGUUGGGAAUGGGGAUUCUAUUUCUUUGGAAUCGUCAGUUUUCCACUAAUUGGUUUACUCUGGUUCUUGGUAUACGAUUCACCGGAAAAGCACCCUUACAUUUCUGAAAAGGAGAAACAAUACUUAACUGAUAACAUCCAAGUGCAACGUAAAAAACAAUCGAUUCCGUAUCGUCACAUUUUAACCUCGAUACCGUUUUGGUCAUUGGCGAUUAUAAACUUCGGAAGUGGCUGGGGAAUUUUCUUUGUCAUUACCGCAGCUCCAAACUAUAUCGCAAACGCCUUGGGCUUCAAUAUUGCAUCUACCGGAUUAUUAUCGGCAUUAACCUACUUAGCAAAAUCAACUUUCGCGAUCAUGUUUGGAUCAGUUGGAGACUUCCUAUUACAAAGAAAACUCGUUUCAUUGAAUAUGCUAAGAAAGUCUUCCACCUUUAUUUCUCACGUGAUACCGGGUUUGGGUCUUAUAGGUAUGGCAUAUCCCGGAAUGCAGCCAGCGUAUUAUAUCGCUUUGAUAACGGGGGUAAUGGCAAUGAAUGGCUCUGUGACUUUGACAACUGCUGUGAAUGGACACGACUUGACAAGGAAUUUCGCUGGCACCGUAAACGGCAUAGUGUUUGCAAUGAUGACUGUUGCAGGAAUAAUAACUCCUUAUGUUACUGCCUUUUUCACAAAGGACGAUGAGACAAGUGCAGCUUUAUGGCAGCCCGUGUUUUAUACGGGAGGUUCAGUAUUCAUGGCCACUGGAUUGCAAUUCUUGUUCCUGGGUUCGACAAAGACUCAAUAUUGGAAUGAUAUCACCAAAGAGAAAGAUGCAGAACAUCAAGAAAAAAAUUAAAUCACAUUCCUAUACUGCUCAAAGAAUGAAUAAUUAAUAAUACGUUCAACCUGAGCGACGGUAACCACUUACCAUCCGAUGCCAUCAGAUGUGCUCGCCUGCCUGUUCUGGCAAUAAAAAAAAACAAAAACUACGGGAACUUGGCAAAAAGUCCUAGUGACGCUCACAUGGGGAGCGCUUCGUUGUUCAUCCAUAGGUUAAUGGGUAUCUUAGGUGUUUGCGUAGCGAUAGCUUAGAAGUUAAUAUAUGUUAGACGUCGUGUGCUUAUUACGAGUAUUAAAUUCUUGCGGCUAUGCAACUGAUCAAAUUUUGUGACAAGUACCAAUUUACCUCCUAUAUAAGUCAACAAGCCGUACUCGCCCGCUUCGCUGGGCAUUUAAAAUUAACAUUAUUAUUUAUUGUCAUUAUUAUUAGGGAGUUCAACACUCAUAUAAAUAUUAGCCUAUCCAUUGAGUAAAUGUAUUUUCUACAUGGACACCAAGUUUCAAGUCAAUCGGAUGCAUGGUUCAGUAGUUAUAACGGAACAUCCGUAAAACCACUGUAGAUUUAUAUAUUAUUAUAGUAUAGAUAAAUACCCUUCAACCUAAUUUCUCAAGGUGGGUUGGGGCAAAUAGGCAGUCUAGUAAUUAAUUAAAUUUAAGUCAACUUAAAAAAUUGCUUUUCGAAUACCUAGAAUUCCGAAGUAAAAUGGCAAAAAACGGUACCCAUAAAUUUUAUCGUAAACAAUCUUGUCACUUUAAAUUCAUAUAAAAAGAAAACAUGUUUAUGACUAUAGUAUUACAUAUUUAUGACUACACUUUAAAUUCAUAUAAAAAGAAAACAUAUUUAUGACUACAGUAAGUAAGUCACGUUCAACUGUAAUUAUCGCUAAUUGAAUGACUAAUUUUAAAGAGAAAAUUUGAUUUUUAUGUUCAUAAAAACUCUUUCAAAAUUACGUAGGUACAGAAUGAAAAAUAAAUAAGCCAAAUCGGUCGAGCCUUUCUUAAGUAAUGCUUCGUCACAAAUGUGCCAUUAAUUUUUACUGCUUAGGUAUACUAGAUGUCGGCCACUAUGAUUGCAUUUUAAUGCAAAAGGUAACUAACUACCUACACAGGAUAAAUAUUUCAACUGGAGCUCUGACAAUACCUACCAUAAUUCGUUGUAAAUGUGCACGAUGAUACAACAUCCGAUCUUUAUGUGACUUUAAUCGCAAUAACUACGACUUUAAUGGACGGCUACGUUGUCGAGUAACAUGAUUUAACGAUAAACUUCGCGGGUCGUCUUUUGAAUUCGAACGUAUUGAAUAAAAUUAUGUAUAGUAUACGAAACUAUAGUAGUUGUACAUUUGCUGCAUAGUUGUCGCUUUGUGUUCCAGAAGUUAAGAUAUAGUAAGCACAAAAUAAAAAUAUGCCUAAA
This is a messenger RNA of Bombyx mori (domestic silkworm), 2882 nucleotides long. RefSeq names its product sodium-dependent phosphate transporter. Lineage: Eukaryota; Metazoa; Arthropoda; Insecta; Lepidoptera; Bombycidae. Gene Ontology annotation, cellular component: membrane. Gene Ontology annotation, molecular function: transmembrane transporter activity. The record is from RefSeq and is a predicted model, not a curated record. The coding region runs from base 132 to 1487 and encodes 451 amino acids. The transcript is spliced from 7 exons. Gene Ontology annotation, biological process: transmembrane transport; monoatomic anion transport.